Messenger RNA from Salvelinus fontinalis (brook trout), 4370 nucleotides. It is a transcript of the gene otud7a, whose product is annotated as OTU deubiquitinase 7A. Gene Ontology annotation, cellular component: cytoplasm; nucleus. The coding region runs from base 1 to 3261 and encodes 1086 amino acids. The transcript has 11 exons. Gene Ontology annotation, molecular function: zinc ion binding; DNA binding; cysteine-type deubiquitinase activity. NCBI's taxonomy places the organism in Eukaryota, Metazoa, Chordata, Actinopteri, Salmoniformes, Salmonidae. Gene Ontology annotation, biological process: protein deubiquitination involved in ubiquitin-dependent protein catabolic process; protein K11-linked deubiquitination; protein K48-linked deubiquitination. The record is from RefSeq and is a predicted model, not a curated record.
AUGGAUGCUGUGUGUGUCUGUGUGCGUGUGUGUGUGUGUGUGUGUGUGUGUGUGUGUGUGUGUGUGUGUGUGUGUGUGUGUGUGUGUGUGUGUGUGUGUGUGUGUGUGUGUGUGUGUGUGUGUGUGUAUGUGUGUCCUGCAGGUAAGAACUGGGACCUGAGCUCUGCUCUCAGCGACUAUGAGCAGCUAAGACAAGUACACACUGUCAACCUGCCCACUGUCUUCAACGAGGACCGUUACUACCGGCAACCGGACCACGACACCCCCCAGCACCUCAGCAAGGUGGAGCGGCCCGGUGUCCAGAGACAGGAGGACAACAUGCAAGAGAAGCGCCUGUCUCGGGGCAUCUCCCAUGCCAGCUCUGCCAUCGUGUCGUUGGCACGGUUCCACGUGGCCAGUGAGUGUAGCAGUGAGCAGUUCCCUCUGGAGAUGCCCAUUUACACCUUCCAGCUACCUGACCUCAGCGUCUACAGUGAAGACUUCAGGACCUUCAUAGAGAGGGACCUCAUCGAACAGUCGACCAUGAUGGCCCUGGAACAGGCUGGUCGUCUGAACUGGUGGGCCACUAUGUGUACCAGUUGUAAGCGUCUUCUUCCUCUGGCCACCACGGGGGACGGCAACUGUCUGCUACAUGCUGCUUCUUUAGGGAUGUGGGGCUUCCACGACAGAGACCUGGUACUGAGGAAGUCUCUGUAUGGCAUGAUGAAGAGUGGAGCGGAGAGAGAGGCUCUGAAGAGGAGGUGGAGGUGGCAGCAGACACAACAGAACAAAGAGUCAGGGCUGGUGUACACGGAGGAGGAAUGGGAGAGAGAAUGGAACGAGCUGCUGAAACUAGCUUCUAGUGAACCACGUACGCACAGCAGCAAGAACAACAACAAUACUGGAGGGGUGGAUAACUCGGAGGACCCUGUGUAUGAGAGUCUGGAGGAGUUCCACGUGUUUGUCCUGGCUCACGUGCUGCGUCGACCCAUCAUAGUGGUGGCUGACACCAUGCUACGGGACUCAGGGGGAGAGGCAUUUGCCCCCAUCCCGUUCGGAGGGCUCUACCUGCCCCUGGAGGUGCCUCCUAACCUGUGCCACUGCUCUCCCCUGGUCCUAGCUUACGACCAGGCACACUUCUCUGCCCUGGUGUCCAUGGAGCAGAAGGACCAGCACCAAGAACAAGCUGUGAUCCCGCUAACCGACUCAGAACACAAGCUGCUAUCUCUCCACUUCGCUACGGACCCUGGGAAGGACUGGGAGUGGGGCCGGGACGACAGCGACAACAUCAAGCUAGCCAGUUUAAUCCUGUCUCUGGAAGCCAAACUGAACCUGCUGCAUAACUACAUGAACGUAACAUGGAUCAGGAUACCAUCUGAGACCAGGGCUCCCCUGGCCCAACCGGAGUCUCCCACGGCGUCCCACGGGGGCGAUGACGUCCAGUCUCUAGCCGACUCCAUGGACUCCGACCGCGACUCCGUCUGCAGCAACUCCAACGUCAACAACGGCAAGGUCUCCACCAAGGACAAGGAUCCCAAGGAGAAGACGGAGAGGCAGCAACAACGUAAAGACAAGGACAAGACCAGGACGGACUCUGUGGCCAACAAGCUAGGCAGCUUCAGCAAGACCCUGGGUAUCAAGCUGAAGAAGAACAUGGGAGGUCUGGGAGGGCUGGUCCACGGAAAGAUCAACCGCUCCAACUCCGGAGGCAGCGGCCGGAACAACGGAGGAGUGGGGGGCAGCAACGGAGGAGGAGGGGGCGGCAACGGAGGAGGGACAGAGAAUAAUGUAGAGAAGAAGAAGGAGAAAAAGGAGGGGAAAGCACGGAAGGAUGGAGGAGGAGGAGAGAAGGAAGGCCAGUCUGCGAGUACGUCGUUCUCCUCGGACAAGACCACCAGCCCGUCUCCCACCGAGCGUCCCCCAGGCGUGCCCUCUCCUCCCGGGGAACGGGACAGGGACAGGGGGGGUCUCCUGGCCAGACUGGUCGGGGAUAAGGCCCUGUCGGAGCACUGGAAGUACAGCACAGACGUCAAGCUGAGCCUCAACAUACUGAGAGCCGCCAUGCAGGGCGAGAGGAAGUUCAUCUUCGCUGGCCUUCUCCUCACCUCCCAUCGCCACCAGUUCCACGAGGAGAUGAUCUCCUUCUACCUGACCUCCGCUCAGGAGCGCUUCUCUGCCGAGCAGGAGACGAGGAGGAAGGAAGGAGAGAAGAAACCUGCAGCAAACUCUACAACCACGACGACUACGACCAACGGGUCCUCCAACGCCCUGAAGAAACCAGAGCAGGAGAGCGCCCCUCACCGGGAGAGAGAGAGGGAGAAGGAAAGAGAGAGAGAAAAGGAGAGGGAGAGAGAGAGGGAGAGAGAGAGGGAGAGAGAGAGGGAGAGAGAGAGAGAAAGGGAGAGAGAGAGGGAGAGGGAGCGAGACACCCGCACCCCUCCUCCUCCUCCCUCCUGCCCUCCUCCUCCUAUUCCCCUUCCCCAGGACUUCAUCUCUUCCCCAGCCAGACACCACCAAAGCCAUACCCCUCACAUCCCCCCACAGAUUGCCCUGAAGAUGCAGGGCCGCCACAGCCCCUCGCCCCACUCCUCCCCCAGCAACGGUGCUACCAGGAGACCGGGGUCCGUCCCCCCUGUCCCCGGCCUCGUCCCAACUGCAGUCCCAGUGUCAGCCCACUACAGCCAUACCCCUCCCAUCCAGAGGUCCAGUAUCAUCCACCUGAGAGACGUCAACCUCCAGGCCCUCCAGGCACCCAGCUUCCAGCCGGACGACCCCCAGCCCAGCUACAAGCCUCCUCUGGUGGGCACCCUGAAGACCUGUGCCACUUACCCCCAGCAGAACCGCUCUCUGUCCUCCCAGAGCUACUCUCCAGCCCGCCUGUCUGGGGUCCGUUUGGGCAGCGGGGUCAACCACGCCCACCCGGGGGUCCCAGGCACCACGGAGCCCUACAACAUGCCCGGGGAGCACAAGUCCCAUACCUAUACCAACGGCUUCAACGCUAGUCACAUACAGGACUGUCUGGAGUUCGCCGACGUCGACUUGCCUCAGACCUGGGGGAGCAGUAGCGUCACCAGGACGGGUUCGGGUUCCGACAAGGUCAAAAGUCAGAUGGGUAACGCUGGUGGGGGUUGCCUGGUGUACUGCCUGCAGCAGAGGCGAUGCAAGAGGGAGAAGUGCUCCUUCUACGGGCGACCAGAGACAGAUAACUACUGUUCCUACUGCUUCAAGGAGGAUCUGAAACACAAGGAGUGGGAAGCCAAGGUCCUCAGUAGGCCUGGAUAGCCUCUGACACCGCGCCAGCCAGAGGUGCUGCUACUCUAGCCUGGUGUACUAUCUAUCACACUACAGGUACUGCAAACCCUGCUGCUGACAACGCAACACAACAGAAAGACAACAGGACUGUGUCCCAUAGAGAAGGAAAGAGAACAGGUCUACUCAAUAGACUGUCUGUGGACGUUGGGACAUCAAGACAGACAGACAGACAUGCUCAGAGCCAGGUGAUCGCCUGCUCUGUUUAAAAACGUUUGAUUCCUGUCACUUCCUCUGUCUCAGUGUACAGUACAGGAGGCUACUGUAAAGGACACGACUACUUGAUGACAAGCAGGGUAGAUCUCUCUGUCCACUUAACAUCUUUGGCCAGCAGGAAUUUAUAACUUUGUUCGUUUUUAAAAAAUACAUAAUUUGGUUCAACUUUUAGUUAGUUUAUGGAGAAAUGUCUGUGUUUUUUUGCCCACAACUUGAAUGGCAAACUCAGAUAUCAUUUCAGGCACAUACACUACACAUAAAAUAGCAAAAUUGCAAUUUUUUGUGCAGUGGUUCAAAACUUAAACUUUAAACUUAAGCCUAACUUCAAACUUAAACUGGGCUGUUUUGAUUUAAAACCUUCAACCAACUUUCAAAACAAACUUCUCAAAGCAAUACGCUAGUAACUUCAACAGGGUUUUUUAUUUUUUAUUUUGGAUCAAUAUUUGUCCUAAAGGCAACUCACUGUGAACCCUUUCUGUUGUCUAUGCACUCCUGUUGGCUUCAGUAGAGAGUUCAAAUCCUCUGGCGCAGCUGAAAGACAAUAGACAACAAUAGGCAGGAUAUUCAGUCGAACGCAAAGAAACCCACACUAAGGAAAAUAACCGUUUCGUGUGGUGAAAAUGCACUUUGUAAUUUAAGUUUGCAGUGUGCACUCACAUUGAUUACAUGGUUUAAACGAAACAACAACAAAAUCGAAUUGGUUUUAAUGAAUCGUACUCCUUAUCACAGGGAGGGCAGGGAGACUGUUUCAAUGCUAGUUUGAUUUGGUCUGCCUCACAAAAUAUUUGUAUUUAAUGUUUUCCUCUACAUUCUACAGGUCUUAGAUAAACCGAACAUGUUUUCAUCAGCAGUUGAUUAUCUUGGUU